Molecule: messenger RNA, 965 nt
Organism: Sceloporus undulatus (fence lizard)
Lineage: Eukaryota; Metazoa; Chordata; Lepidosauria; Squamata; Phrynosomatidae
Product: small serum protein 2-like
Exons: 4
Coding region: 159-491 (110 amino acids)
Source: RefSeq, a predicted model, not a curated record
AGGAGGUCCUUCCCAUAGUUUUGCACUUCCUCCCUGCGGGUAUAUAUUUAGGGAGAAAGGAUCCUCUGACAGUAGCAACCACCCCAGACUCAUCCGGGAUCAGAGGUGUUUAUUCUCGCCAACCAGGGUCUUUCAGAAGUCCGUAGAGGGAAGCCAAGAUGAAAUCCCUCCUCUGCCUGGCUGCCAUCUGCAUCGCCCUCAGCGUCUGCUCUGGAUUCUGCUUCUACAAAGGAGUUACAGUAAUUGUGAAAGAGGAUGGAACGAGGGUGAUCCCAGAGGACUGUGCUGAUGUUUUUGAUGGAAUAAGGCACCCCAUUGGGUCUAUCUGGAAUUCCUCUCAUUGCAUGAGAUGUUCCUGUGGCACAGAAGGAAUGCACUGCUGUUCCAGGUACGGUGGUGUGGCUGCUGGUCCGGGAUGCAAAGCAAUCUUAGAUCGAGAAGCGUGUGAAUAUAAGUUGUACAAACUUGAUGACCCCACUAAGCUAUGUUAAACCCAACCAUCUUAAAGACAUCACCCCCUUCCUUUUUGCCAUGGCAGGAGUGGGCACAAAGGAUGCCUCGGGGCCACAUGUGGCUCCUAGGGAUGUUUUUGUGGCCUUUGACAUUUUCAGAAUUCACAGCCCAACCAUUUUUGGGGCUGGAACAGUGAGUGAACCUCUGCUCUUGAAAUGGCUUCAAUGGGCUGCAGGGUCUCCUUACCUAAGAUUUGAACAUGCGUUUCCUAUCAGUUUCCCAUGCUAGAUGAAGCUCACUUUAUCCCAGUGAACCUCCAGAGUUUGCUCAGAGACUGUAGCUGAGCUGGUUCUGGAGCUGCAAUUGCAGAGUUGCCUUAAAUGAUGCUAACCUUCUGUGGAUCAAAAUGAAAGUCUGACAUGAUAGCCCAUGUGCCUUCUCCGUGGUCCCUGGACCUGUCAGAAUUGCCCAUUCCUGAUCUAUUGGAACUUAAAUAAACCAGUCAAAUCCCA